AUGUUUAAUAUUGGAUCAAUUACAGUUGCCGCUCUUUUUUCCGGGUUUCUUGGGGCAAAUCCGCAGAGUCGCCCGCCCCUUCUGCGGAUCCCUUUCCGCGCACGCUCAAUUGCAACGUGUAACUUCCCAAUGUGUGCCAUCUUACCAAUCCGGAAACUCUACGUGUAUGUCCACAUACAGUACACUUCGAAGGGUGCUCUGUACCUGUAUCAUACAGGUACCCUUGUGUGUAAAUCUCGGGCACAUGCCUUUCCGACCCUUUCUUCUUGCCGGUCUCUGAUCUCCCAGGUAAUAUUUCGUCUUUUCUCAAAGCUGCGGCUCAACUGUUCGUCGUGCCUUUGUUCUUCGAUUGCAGCCAAGCGACUCGUCGCGAUUUCGCAGACCCGCACCCCCACCCAGGCCAGCGGCACACUAGCCCACGGUCACAACUUUUCCUCCCGUUUCAACAUGUCCCCGACAUAG
Molecule: messenger RNA, 462 nt
Organism: Chondrus crispus (carragheen)
Lineage: Eukaryota; Rhodophyta; Florideophyceae; Gigartinales; Gigartinaceae
Exons: 1
Coding region: 1-462 (153 amino acids)
Source: RefSeq, a predicted model, not a curated record